Messenger RNA from Paramecium sonneborni, 1658 nucleotides. Lineage: Eukaryota; Ciliophora; Oligohymenophorea; Peniculida; Parameciidae. The record is from the annotation of a GenBank genome assembly.
AUGAAGUUCGCUUGUCCUUAAAAAAGUCAUGCAAUUCAAUUUGAAUCAGCAUGGGAUUAUCUUAAUCAUCUUUAGAAAUGUCAUAUAAUAAAUGAUAGGAUUAAGGAAUGUGGUGAGACUAGAAAGUAAUAUAUUGAAUAUAUUUGAAGUGAAUAUUAUUUUUGUGCUUCAUGUUUAUAAGUUUUUGAACUAAUAACAGAGAGAGAUAUGCAUUAACACCUCUGCAAAGUGGAUAAUUUUAAAUAGUUGUUCAAAGAUGUGAACGUAAAUUUUAGUUCAUUUAUAGAAACCAAUUCCUUUAGGAAAGUCUGGGACUAGAAAAAUUUAAGAAUUAAUUAGAUUCUACAAAGAUAUCAUUCAUCCUAAACAAAGAAAUACAUUGGAUUCUGAAUAAACUGAAAAAGAUGAUUUUCAAUAAGAAAUUAUUAAGCCUUCUGAUCCUAGACAAUUUAUUCCUAAAUUAAUUGAUAACAACAUCAAUUAAAAGACUGUUAGCAAGAAUUCAAGGUUAACUUUUAGUUUAUUAGGUGGCCAUACUAAAAUGGAGGCUGCAUAUUAUAAAUUAUUUAAUAAAUCACUCAUAGAAUAAAUUAAUAAAGAAUAUCCUUUUAAGAUAACACCAGAAAGUUUAAAGUAAUUCUUCUAAAAAAAUAAUCUUACUAUAAAUAAAUAAUUAUUAGAUGAAGCCAAAGUUUGUGAAUUUUGUGAAUCUAAAAUAGAUUUACAUCCUGAAAUGUACCUAUAAAUAAUUUAGACUAAUAAUUCUAAAUCAAUUUGGUUGAUGAUUCCUGAAAUACAUAAUCCUGUCAAAGAUUUUAUAUUUGAUGAACCUUGGUGUGUUUUUAAAAUUAUUACAAAAUAGAUCAUUUCUGAAAAAUCAAUUGAUAUUAUUAAAAUUAAAAAAUAGGAUCCUAUCAUUACCUAAUUACAAAAUUAAAUUUUAUAGGAAGAAUAAAAAGGACAACGUUUAAAAUAAUAGCUAUAAAAUAGUAUUGAUGAUCUUGAUUCUAUCUUUAAAUACAUAAAUAAAAAAAAUUAAAAAUUAGAUGAAUAAGAAAAUUUAUUAGUAAAAUUGUAAAUCAAAUUAAGAGAAAAUGAUUAAAACAACUAAAAUUUAGUUAAUCAAUAUUUAACACUCAACAGUAAAAAGUUAGAAACAGCAGAAAAUAAUUUAAUUGGAUUUUAUUCAAAAAUGAAAAAUAUGGAAUCUGAAAAAUAAAAACUUAAAUUAAAUGAUCUCAAAAUUGAUUUGUUUGAUAAAUAAUAGAAAUAAAAUAAAUUAAAAGAAAAAGUCAAAACACUCUUUGAAGAAAAAGAAAAUUUAAUCUAAUUUUGUAAUGAGAAAAAAAAUAAAAUUUAAAUUACCUAAAAAGAAUUAGAUGAUAAAAUUGCAAAAGCCUCUAUAACAAGAAAAAAAGUAUAUUAUAUAUAAUACUUCAAAAUAGAUUUAAAAGAUUAAAUAAUUGCUUUGUUUUUAAUGUUAAAUAAGAGAGAGAAAUGUGAUUUAGUUCCCUUGUUAACAUUUUUUAUUUUGUGAACAGUGUUAUCUUAAUAACAUUUAAUAAAAGAAUUUUAAAUGUCCAUUAAAAGAGCAAGAAAAGUGUUCAGCUGAAAAUUUCAACAGUAAAUACAAACUCGUUAAAAUAUAAAACAUAUGA